Messenger RNA from Malus domestica (apple), 1193 nucleotides. RefSeq lists its product as uncharacterized. NCBI's taxonomy places the organism in Eukaryota, Viridiplantae, Streptophyta, Magnoliopsida, Rosales, Rosaceae. The record is from RefSeq and is a predicted model, not a curated record.
UCAGGAAGUUGCAUUAGGAAGAGAGGGAGCAAGCGAGCGGAGAUGUGGAAUGCUGCAGCGGCUUAGCAUUACAAGAGACAGAGAGAGAGAGAGAGAGAAGAGAAGAAGAAGAAGAGGAAGAGGAAGUGGUGGAAGAUGAAAUGGCUUGGUCUUCUGUACCUGUUCUUAUCGGUUUCUCUGCAAUUCGGUGGUGUUUCUACAAAAAAUCAGGGUCAUGAGGAUUCUGCAGCCACAAGAACUAUAAAGAAAGAGCUGGGAGAUCCACCGGAGGUACAUUGUUCGAGAGAAAGGAGUAAGGCGGCAUGGAAAAUAAUUCGGGAGUACUUGAUGCCCUUUGUAGAGAAAGAGCGGUAUCAGAUUUCAAGAACAUGUAAGCUGCACCCUGACAAUGAUCUGUACAGAGAUCAGGAAGAGCACAAAAUCCAAGUAGAUUUAAACGAAUGGCAAUGUGGAUAUUGUAAAAAGAGAUUUUAUGACGACAAAUUUCUCGAUAAGCAUUUUGACAACAGGCAUUACAAUUUGCUGAAUGUGAGUCAUACCAGGUGCUUGGCAGAUGUUUGUGGUGCGUUGCAUUGUGAUCUCGAGAUGGAUUCUGUACCACCCAAGAAAACUAAGUGCAAUCCUGCUGCUGCUGCACGGAAUCGACAUCUGUGUGAGGGUCUAGCUGAUAGUUGUUUUCCAGUCAAACAGGGUCCAGCAGCAAGCCGUCUUCACGAGUUCUUCUUGCGCCAAUUCUGUGAUUCCCACACUUGUACUGGACGUCAAAAGCCCUUCUCUCGAGGCCGCAGGAAGAAGAGGGCGAGUAUAUCCUACCUUGUUAUUUCCAUUCUGACUCUGGCGUUGCUCUUCCUUUUCUACUCAUACAUUUACAUGUACAGCAGGGGAGUGAAAAGAGGAACUCAAGAACUGAAGCGUGUCACGCCAAUCGGAAGGAAGAAAAAACCGUCCUAGUUACCGCUUUUCAUUGAAAAGCAACAGAGAAAGAGAGAGAUACUAUGCAGUCUAUCGUAGUCACAAAAUGUAAAAGCUGUGCUCUUCCAUUUGCUUUGUAAUUUGAAUUUUGAUCAUUUCAGUGUAGACGUAGAACAACAUUUUUUGGCAAUGCGAAGGCAAAAUUUGAUGUAUCGAAAGUUACAAGGAUUCUGUUCAUUGUACAUCAAUGCCUAUGAUUCGUUCGCCCCAUUUUACUUGAA